Dacryopinax primogenitus is the source of this 627-nucleotide messenger RNA. RefSeq lists its product as uncharacterized. NCBI's taxonomy places the organism in Eukaryota, Fungi, Basidiomycota, Dacrymycetes, Dacrymycetales, Dacrymycetaceae. The record is from RefSeq and is a predicted model, not a curated record. The transcript is spliced from 5 exons. The coding region runs from base 22 to 627 and encodes 201 amino acids.
GACACAUACGGACUUAUCAUCAUGACAUCGCCUUUCUUGCUGGCCGUGUUCUCGCUGACAAGCGCAUUUCUGGUGUCCGCCCAGUUUGAGUCCGAUCAGACAUCGCAAUCCCCGGGUUUACCACACUGGGCCAUCGGUGUCAUCGCAGGUCUUGUGAUAGUUGGGAUCAUCCUGUUCGCCAUCAUACUCCUCAGAAACGAAUGCUUCACGGGCUCUGGGAUCCGCCCGACUCUUCGUUGGGGUCGUUGGUCAAAAUUCGAUCGCAGGGACGAGACGGACGGGCAGGUCGCCCCAAAGAACAGACAGAACGGAAGGUAUCAGAGCUCGCCGACAACCUCUCGCCGUCUUAGUACGACUUCUUCUCGCGGUCCGACUACCACAUCCUUCUUCCAUCGUCUCACAUCUACUGCUGCCGUGGUUUUUACCUCUACAAUGAAGUUCGCUGCUUCACCAACCUCCGUACACAGCUUGUCGAACACGUCUGGCCAUCCAACCACCCCAUCCUCUCAUCCCGUCACGUCUGCUGCGGCAAGAGUCAUGACGUCCACCAUCAAAUCCUAUGUAACAGUUAAAGUUACUCCUAACACCACAACUUCCGCUGCUCAUCGUCUCUCAGCCAGCCAGUAG